This is a messenger RNA of Aphidius gifuensis, 1413 nucleotides long. RefSeq names its product serine/arginine-rich splicing factor 4-like. The record is from RefSeq and is a predicted model, not a curated record. Bases 1 to 1413 code for a protein of 470 amino acids. NCBI's taxonomy places the organism in Eukaryota, Metazoa, Arthropoda, Insecta, Hymenoptera, Braconidae. The transcript has 7 exons.
AUGCUCGAAUUCUCUGAGUGUUCAAAGCCUGGAGACCCACUCAAAGAAAAAUCCAAAGCCGAAAAUAAUAAACAUAAUUCGAGAAAAAGAGGAUCUUCUAAGCACAGUGACGAUGAAUACAUCAGUCAUAAACGUAGAAACGUUGCAGUCCGAGAUUCAUCUUACUUCAAUUCAUCACCACCAGGCACUAAGGCAACAGAAUCAGAAGAAUGUUCUGAUAGAUCACCGGUUCAUGAAAAGUCAGAUUCUAUACCUCGAAAUGUACAUAGAAGAAAUUUCUAUGCUGAUUACAACAAAAGUAGUGAAAGGAUAAAAUCUCAUAGAUCGAGUGAUCGUAAUAAAUCAGAAUCACGAAAUAAGGAUCGUAGUUCAAUGCACGUUCCAGCAAACAUGAACUCCGAUCGAAGAAAAAAAAAUGAGAAUAAAAGCAGUCGAUCAAGAGAAGAGGAUAAAGAGGUUCAAGCUCAAUUUCAAAAGAAAUUGGAAAAACUUGAAAAUACUGUCAAAGCAAUCGAAAAAGAGGUUAUAAAGAUGAAAGAAAUUAUUGAGAAGAAUUUAAAUGCUGAAUCGCUGAAGAUACUGGAAAUUCUAUUGAAAUUUCAGAAUAUAGCCGAAGAAAACAAAACAAAGCCACAACCAUUCUUUGACGGAUCCGGCUUACCAUCGGUUAGUUUUGUAAGACGAAUUCCAGACUCCAACAAUAAAGAGAUACAUAUUGGGCAAGAUAUAUGGAUAGACAAUGGCAGCUGGUGCAAUGUCAGAAAUCGUGCAGGAACUUCAGAAAGUAAAUUCAUAAAAGGUUUGAUGUCCGCAAUUUUCACUCCGGACGAAAUCAUAAACUCCAGUGCUUUAGGUCUAACCUCAAAUCGCGAAAAAGUUCCGGAAAAACGACCUGCAUUGAAUCCUGUAAAAAUGUUAGCUCUGCAAGAUAGCCUUACUUGGUUUAAACAAAUGCAUAAUGAUGAGAUGACUCUGGCUCAAUGCAGAAUAGAAGCCGAAGAAGUCCUAAAAGAAUAUGUGGGCAGCAAAAUAACAGACUCAAGAAAGCCUUUAAGACCAAAGAAGCUUGCUAAUGGACGAAAGAAAAGAAACGACAUGAUGAGGAAAAGAAAAAACAACUGUCUAAAGAAGAAAACAACGUUGGCUACAAAAAACGACGUUUGUCACAGUGAUAGGCGCAGUCACAGCCGCAGUCACAGCCGCAGUCACAGCCGCAGUCACAGCCUCAGCCGCAGUCGUAGUCGUAGUCAUAGUCGUAAUCGCAGUCACGGCCGCAAUCACCGUUUCAGCUUCAGUCGUAGUCAUAGUCGUACCCAUAGUCGUAGUCAUAGUCGUGGUCGUGAUCUUAGUCGUAGUGAAAGUCGCAGUCGUAAUGAUAGUCGUAGCCCUGGUCGUUGUCAUAGUCAAAAAUGA